AUAGGAUUCAUGGGUGAUUAUCAAAGCUACAAUGGCGGGACGAUGGGGUAAGCUAAAUACUCAAUCAUGCUACAAUAGUUGAGGCUAACACAAUACACAGAUGGUACUCACCUGGUAAGAAACAAAGAACCGGAUACUUAUGAACCUUCUGCAUCAUACUAACUGCACAUGUCAGAACAACGAGAAACCGAAAAACAACUAGAUGCCCAAGGCUGGUCUGAUGUCCCGAAUGAACGACACCAUGUAUACGCGGCUGGCCUGAUCGCGUGGUGCUUGAUGAGAAACGCCCAACUCCGGACCAGCAGCGACACGACGCCCCAACUCCCAUUCCCAGGUGCUACGGGUGUUGCCAAUCCCACAGCGUACUUUGACCCCCAGCAUCACAGUGCGUUUUAUUCGAUGGCCCUUGAGAGGGUUGUGGAAAAGUGCAUGUGCAUUGAUUGGCGGGAGAGACACUCGCUGGACCAGAUCUUCGAAGAGGUUACCGAGGGACUGGCCAAGUUCCAAAGCGUCCAUGAAGGGAUCGAAUCAAUGUCGAAUGAGGAGCUUCCUCCUUGGAUGAGAGUAGACCUAGGGGAAGAUAUCUCGAAGAUUGGGAGCAGCUUCUCGGAUUAUCUAGCGGCGAUUCAGGCAAGAAUCACAAGAGAGGAAAUGAAUAGCACGGAUAGUGCGCUUCUCUGAGGCGA
Messenger RNA from Aaosphaeria arxii CBS 175.79, 686 nucleotides. RefSeq lists its product as uncharacterized. The coding region runs from base 169 to 681 and encodes 170 amino acids. Lineage: Eukaryota; Fungi; Ascomycota; Dothideomycetes; Pleosporales. The record is from RefSeq and is a predicted model, not a curated record. The transcript has a single exon.